AUGCCGACGAUCCCGGACAAGUGCACGGCGCCCUUCCUGGCCUCGGAGGAGGAUGCCAAGCCAUACUCCAUCACCUUCCAUUGGCACGUCCCUCAUGAUGGCGGCUCUGACAUUCAGUUCUACACCUUGAUUUGGGCCACGAACAUGCGCUUUCAGGGCUUCAAGGCGAGGCGUGAGUCAACGGAUACGAGCUACACAUUGGACAACGUCGAGCCCAACUUGUUCCUUGGCCGCGACGAACGAUGUCGGCCAGGGCAAGUUCUCGGACUGCAUCCCACAUCUGGGACAAGGGGUGGUGGCCACGAUCCCUCGCGCGCCUUCCGCGCCGCGCGAGUUGAAGGGCGAGCCACACCCGAAAGCCGUCGGGGCUGUCUUGCUGAAGUGGCUGAAGCCCACAGAAGAUGGAGGUUGCAUGAUUGGAAGGUAUCGGAUUUGCUACUCGCUGCAUGA
Messenger RNA from Durusdinium trenchii, 450 nucleotides. Lineage: Eukaryota; Dinophyceae; Suessiales; Symbiodiniaceae. The record is from the annotation of a GenBank genome assembly.